Diprion similis is the source of this 894-nucleotide messenger RNA. RefSeq names its product RNA-binding protein 7. Gene Ontology annotation, molecular function: single-stranded RNA binding. Bases 161 to 760 code for a protein of 199 amino acids. The transcript is spliced from 2 exons. Gene Ontology annotation, biological process: regulation of alternative mRNA splicing, via spliceosome. Gene Ontology annotation, cellular component: nucleus. Lineage: Eukaryota; Metazoa; Arthropoda; Insecta; Hymenoptera; Diprionidae. The record is from RefSeq and is a predicted model, not a curated record.
GGUUAAAGUCACCAGUGCUAGCAAUUUCCAUCACAGUUAUGUUGCGGCCAUUUUUUGUGUAUAGUAAUGCUGUCAUCACAUCAAUGUUAUUUUUGACAAAUCGCAUCGACAAUUCCCUACGAAAUUCGAGAAUAGUAUAGGAGGUAAAUUUCCUGUCACAAUGGAAGAGGAUCAACGUACUGUUUGGUGUGGUAAUUUAAGCGAUAAAGUUACCGAAGACAUACUUUACGAGUUGUUUCUGCAAGGCGGGCCAGUUCAGAGGGUUUCGAUACCUAAGGACAAAGACGGAAAACAACGAACCUAUGGUUUUAUCACAUUUAAGCACGCUGUUUCUGUACCGUACGUGCUUGAUCUCUUUGAAGGCACAGCACUGUUCGACAGAACACUGAGUAUGAAAACUCGAAACAAUAUAGAAGUACCAGUACAAUCGCACCCCAACAGCAGAUUGAGAAAACAAGAAGUCAGCCACGACUUGAACAACGUGCUCCAAUUACAGAACAAAAUGAUAAUUGGUAACUUGAUGCAUGGACUAUGCGUUGGGCCAGAAAUGCUCAUGUAUCCGAGUCAAUUAAAUCCUGGGGCAUAUCCAGAAAAUCGAUCCCAACCGGCGUCGCAACCUUAUCAGCAGUGCGAAGGUGGUAGAGAACGUAACAGUUACAAAAGUAGAAAUGAUCGCAGGGAAAGACAUCUGUCACAUCGGUCAAAUGAUUACUCGCGAAAUUCUGAUCACAGAAAUAGCAGAAGGCAUUAUCGGAAAUAACAACAUAAACUCUCAGUUAAGAUGUGUGAUCAAAAUCUAAAGAUAUCUAUACUCAGUUUUGUAAUGUAUGUAAUUUUAAAAAGAAUGGCAUUCGUGGCAUGAAUGCAACAAAUACAAUUUCUAAGUUUUUAAUA